CCGGUGCGGAAGUAACCUCAGAAUUGCUUCAACACUUUUACACCGAAGUGGAAGGUCAGGAUUGUGUCAGCGACGUAUCUCAACAAACUUAUUUAAACAACAAAACUACCAUUAACACAAAACUGGACGUAACUACAAACAGUAGUGCUGACAUUAGCGACAAACCGUGACGUUGCGCGGUAGGGAACACGAAGUGUUGUAACGGCUAUAUAACGAUUAAACAGUUAUUGUAUUUGUUUAGGCUGACAACACGUUACGGCUAUUUAACUGUCGAACAGUUAUUCAUAUUUGAACCUGAAAUCACGUCUCUUGUUUACCCUAAUGUCUGGGUCAAAAUGUACCCGGUUAACCGGAGCUCUGGUGAAGCCGGUGCUGGACUCGGUGGACAGCGUCCUGUUUGACUGCGACGGGGUCAUCUGGCGGGGGGACCAGGCUAUCCCGGGAGCCUCUCAGGUCAUAAACCUGCUGAAGGAAAGCGGCAAGAAGGUGUUCUUCGUCACCAACAACAGCACCAAGACCAGGAAGAUGUACGCGGAGAAAAUGACCACAAUGGGGUUUAAUGCGACCGAAGAGGAGGUGUUCGGGACGGCGUACUGUUCAGCUAUGUACCUGAAGAAUGAGUGCAAACUGGAGGGUAAAAAGGUGUACCUGAUCGGAAGUAACGCGAUGAGAGACGAGCUGCAGGCGGUGGGGAUCCAGCAGACCGGGGUGGGAGAGGACCAUAUAUCCGGGAAGCAGAUAGACUGGGCCAACGUGGACCUGAACCCCGAGGUGAAGGCGGUGGUGGUCGGGUUCGAUGAGCACUUCAGCUACACGAAGCUGAACAGAGCCCUGCAGUACCUGAUCCAGCAGCCUGGGUGUCUGUUUGUGGGGACCAACAGGGACUCCAGGCUGCCCCUGGAGGGAGGCAAGGCCGUGCCAGGUACCGGCUGCCUCCUGCAGGCCGUGGAGACCGCCGCCCAGCGCCAGGCCCAGACGGUGGGCAAACCCAACCGGUACAUGUUCGACUGCGUGGCCUCCCAGUUCGGAGUGGACCCCGGCCGCUGCCUGAUGGUGGGCGACCGCCUCGACACGGACAUCAUGCUGGGCUCCAACUGCGGCCUGAAGACCCUCCUCACCCUCACGGGGGUCAGCACGGUGGAGGACGCCGAGGCCCAUCAGAAGAGCGGCUGUGCGGAGAGGCAAGGGAUGGUGCCGGAUUAUUACGUGGAGAGCAUCGCUGACCUGCUGCCCGCUCUGCAGGGAUGAACCUGGACUGAAAGACUCCAUUACUCACCAAAAGGGAAUCUUUUUCCUUAAGAUAUAUAUGAUUAAAAUCUAGUACAAAGUUUAUUAAGAUAUACAUAAUUUAUCUAUUUUGGAAAUGUCAAAGCCUGCCAAUUUAACAUGGUAUUAAUGAUUGUUUAUAACAUAAGAACAAGGAUUCACAGUGUUGUGUAUAUCUUCCGUUCCUGGGGAAAAGGGGAAGAGAAAGUGUACUUUAAAGACUGUCUGUGAUGCAAGUCAAGCUCGAGGAGGAUGAGCACAUAAUAUAAUGUGUUGUAACAUGUUUUGUUCAGGUUUACAGCUGUUUUAACGUCUAUAAAUAACAAGCACUGAGUCUACGUGUCUGACUUGAACCUUCUGUGUAUUAUAACCUUUAUUUUCACACCUCAGCAGAAAAUAAAAAAAGCACUGCAGAUACAUUAA
This is a messenger RNA of Trematomus bernacchii (emerald rockcod), 1689 nucleotides long. It is a transcript of the gene pgp, whose product is annotated as phosphoglycolate phosphatase. The transcript is spliced from 2 exons. Gene Ontology annotation, cellular component: cytoplasm. Gene Ontology annotation, molecular function: sn-glycerol 3-phosphatase activity. NCBI's taxonomy places the organism in Eukaryota, Metazoa, Chordata, Actinopteri, Perciformes, Nototheniidae. The coding region runs from base 322 to 1248 and encodes 308 amino acids. The record is from RefSeq and is a predicted model, not a curated record.